This is a messenger RNA of Solanum dulcamara, 1884 nucleotides long. RefSeq lists its product as uncharacterized. Bases 1 to 1884 code for a protein of 627 amino acids. The record is from RefSeq and is a predicted model, not a curated record. NCBI's taxonomy places the organism in Eukaryota, Viridiplantae, Streptophyta, Magnoliopsida, Solanales, Solanaceae. The transcript has a single exon.
AUGAAUAAAAGUUGGUUGAAUAUUAGGAAUAGAGUUGACCAAAAAUAUAGAGACGGAGUAGAAGGUUUUCUUAAUUGGGCAUUCAGUCAACCCAAGGUGAACACUAUGAUUCGAUGUCCUUGUAAAGGAUGUAUGAACACUGUGUUUAAGCUAAGAAUUGAUAUAAGAGUAGACUUAUUAAAGAAGGGAUUCUGGGAUUCUUAUAAGGUGUGGGACUUGCAUGGAGAAGUGUUGGUUAGAGUUGAAAAUUCUAAUGCCGCACUUAAUGAUGAAGUAGAUGUUGAUAGCGCUGAAGAGGAUGACAUUACUCAAAUGAUCCAUGAUGCUUAUGGAUAUAUGAAUCUGGAUAAUAAUGCUACUUAUUCGGAGGGAAAUGAAGAGCCAAAUAUAUAUGCUACAAAGUUCUACAAAUUGUUAGAAGAUGGUAAGACAGAACUUUAUCCUGGUUGCACAAAAGUCUCAAAGUUGUCUUUUGUUGUUAAAUUACUUCACUUGAAGUCACUUAACCAUUGGAGCAACAAAUCGAUGGAUGAGUUAUUAAGGUUGUUUAAAGAAGUUCUUCCCGAGGGGUCAUUUGUACCUAGUUCUUUCUAUGAAGCAAAGAAAGUUCUUCAUGACCUAGGCUUGGGAUAUACCAAAAUAGAUGCAUGCCAGAAUGAUUGUAUUUUAUAUUGGAGCGAUUAUGUCAAUGCUCAAUCAUGUCCUAAGUGUGGCAAGUCUAGAUGGAAGUCAGUAAAACCCAAAGGCAAGAAAGUAGCUCAUAAAGUGUUGCGAUAUUUUCCAAUCAAACCAAGGCUUCAAAGAUUAUACAUGGAAAAAGAGACAUCAAAGAAGAUGAGGUGGCACAAGGAGGAGAAUAUUGAUGACGAUGUCAUGUGUCAUCCAUCUGACUCAAUAGAAUGGAAAUUUUUCAAUGAGCAUCAUCCUACUUUUUUAGCUGAGUUAAGAAAUGUGCGAUUAGGUUUAGCAAGUGAUGGGUUUCAACCAUUUGGAAAUAUGAGUUCCAAUCAUAGUAUAUGGCCUGUCGUUCUAGUUACAUAUAAUUUGCCACCAUGGGAUUGCAUGAAAGAUCCAUAUUUCAUGAUGACACUUCUUAUUCCAGGACCUAAGUCUCCAGGGAAUGAUAUUGAUGUAUAUUUACAACCAAUGAUUGAUGAGUUGAAGGAAUUAUGGGAUGGGGUGGAGACUUAUGAUGCACACUCAAAAUCUAAUUUUCUUAUGCGUGUGGCUCUGCUCUUGACGAUUAAUGACUUUCCAGCAUAUGGAAACCUUUCAGGAUGGUCAACUAAAGGCAAGCUUGCAUGUCCCUGUUUACAUAAAGACACACAAUCAAUUUCCUUACGCAACAAAUUAUGUUAUAUGGGGCAUCGUUGCUUCCUUCCCAUGAACCAUCCAUGGCGUAAAAAUAGGAUGUUAUUUGAUGGGAAAGUGGAAAUGGGGAUCGCACCUAGCCCUUUAACAGGUGAUGAACCACUUAUGCAAUUAUAUGAGUUAGGCAAUGUGAGUUUUGGUAAAGUGCAAAAGCGAAAGCGUAAUGUUUCUAACAAUGCUUAUAAUUGGAAGAAGAAAAGUAUAUUUUUUCAAUUACCUUAUUGGAAGAGUCUUAAGUUAAGACAUAACCUUGAUGUGAUGCACAUAGAAAGAAAUGUAUCCGACAAUAUUUUAUCAACUGUGAUGAGUAUGGUUGGUAAGACAAAGGAUACAUUGAAAAGUAAAUAUGAUUUGGUGGACCUUGGUAUUAGGCAAGAGUUGCAUCUAAUUGAGGACGGGGAUAAUAUUUUGUUGACGGCAGCUUGCUAUGCAUUGUCCCUUCAAGAGAAGUUGAAGUUAUGCAAUUCCAUACCAAUCGGCUUUCAUUUCCACUUGAAAAUGGGUAGCCUCUGA